UAGAUCAAAUUUAUGAAGCAAAUCCUAACAUUACAGCAUAUUUUCCAAUUUUCCAUGGCGUGAAUACAUCUUCUAACCCCACAACAUUGGCAUCUCACCGGCAAGGAUCCCUCCCCGCCAUAUCAUGACCAACAUUUGUAAUUAGAUAGCAUUGUUUCGUUGUGCCCUUAUCAAAUGUCAAUGGCGUCUUCUGGAGCUUGGACGUACCGAGAUCGAACUUCCGAGUUCGAAUCUCUGUCCAAAACAUUGAAGAAGAUUGCAGGAACCACCGCUCCUGAUCAAUCACAACAGAAUUUUUCCGCUUCUACCUCAAAAUCACCAGCUACCCCGGAUCGAUCCCAAUUUAACAAGAAGGCUUCCAAAAUUGGGUUAAGCAUCCACCAAACCUCUCAGAAAAUUGAUAGGCUCGCCAAAUUGGCAAAACGAUCAUCCAUUUUUGACGAUCCAAGCAAAGAAAUCCAAGAAUUAACAGCUUUGAUAAAAAAUGAUAUCACGACACUUAACGUAGGUGUUUCUGAUUUACAAACCCUCCAAGAUAUGGAGGUAGCUGAUGGAACUCAUUCAAAAGAUAGAGUUGUUCAUUGUACUGCUGUUUGUGAUGAUUUGAAGACCAGACUAAUGGCUGCUACAAAAUCUUUCCAGGACGCACUAACUACAAGGACAAAGAAUAUGAAAGCACAUGAGGAUCGGAAGCAAAUAUUUUCUACAAAUCUCGCAAGAGAAAACCCUUUGAGGCAACCUCAAAAGACUGUAGCAGAGCCACCCCCUUGGUCAACUCCUCCAACAGGAGGUGGUCCAGAGUCAUCAGUGUUACCUGCAAAUGGGGUUCAGGCCAGUAAUCAAUUAAGGCGGAGGUUGGCUUCAGAUAAUCCUCCAUCUCACCAAAUGGAAAUGUCCAUGUUACAAGAAGUGGUUCCAAGACAAGAAAGUUACUCGCAAAGUAGGGCAAGUGCUCUUCAAAAUGUUGAAUCCACUAUUUCAGAACUGAGUGGGAUCUUCACCCAUCUAGCUACAAUGGUUGCACAGCAAGGGGAGCUUGCUAUCAGGAUUGAUGAUAACAUGGAUGAGUCAUUGACAAAUGUUGAAGGUGCACAAGGUGCUUUGUUGAAGUACUUGAAUCGAAUAUCAUCAAACAGAAACUCUUUUCCAUUUGAAUGAUAGGGGUGCUCAUUGAAUUUGAAGCUUGAUUAUUAAUCUAAAUUACUGGUAUGCCCAUUUGUAGUACUAAGUUGUAUCAGAUGACUACUUUCUGUUGCAUGUUUUCUCGCAUUAGAGUUUCAACUACCUGAAAUAGUUGGUUCAUAUGUCACCACCUCCAUGUUUGAUUUCGUAUUUCUAGCUCUGCAUAAUAAGUCAGCAAAAAACAAGCUAGUGCUGGGGGAAACUCGAUGGUCUAGAAAGAUCUCUUCUUGGGACCUUAUCUUGCAGAGUUGUAGGCUAAUGACAUUUUCUUUUAUUAGCAUAAGGCAACUUUGCCUCUCAUUUUCUGAUCUUGGGAUGUGAAAGCUAAAGUUUUUAAAGAUGGGAGAGAUGUUUCAGUCAUCA
Nicotiana tabacum (common tobacco) is the source of this 1545-nucleotide messenger RNA. Its product is annotated as syntaxin-31-like. Gene Ontology annotation, cellular component: Golgi membrane; SNARE complex; endomembrane system. Gene Ontology annotation, biological process: intracellular protein transport; vesicle fusion; endoplasmic reticulum to Golgi vesicle-mediated transport. NCBI's taxonomy places the organism in Eukaryota, Viridiplantae, Streptophyta, Magnoliopsida, Solanales, Solanaceae. The record is from RefSeq and is a predicted model, not a curated record. Gene Ontology annotation, molecular function: SNARE binding; SNAP receptor activity.